This is a messenger RNA of Yamadazyma tenuis ATCC 10573, 1028 nucleotides long. The record is from RefSeq and is a predicted model, not a curated record. NCBI's taxonomy places the organism in Eukaryota, Fungi, Ascomycota, Pichiomycetes, Serinales, Debaryomycetaceae.
UAACACUACUUCUUCCUAUUAAACAUCCAAUGUCUUUCAAUUUCCCAUCCUUGAAGUCCAUCCAGGACACCAUCUCCAGUUACGACUUUGAGAAGAUCACCAAGUCUACUGAGAAAACCUAUCAAGGCCUUAGUAAAACCAUCCAACCUUUCACUCACAAGACCCAAGAGUACCUCCACAAUCAGUUACACCAAAUCCAACAAUUUGCCAUCGCCAACCCCAACGUCGAGGUGUCUGAGUUACCUGAAGACUACUUACAGUUGGAGGCCAGCUGUGACUUGUUAUUAAAGCUCUACACCGACUUGAUCCAGUUUACCACUGAUACUUAUGGUAAGGUCAGUUACGACUACCCCCCUGCCAACAAUUCGUUGGUUAAGUUGAGAGAUAACGUGUUCACCGGCAAGUUCAAUCAGUUGAAGAAUGUAUCGUCGCCCCAGGAAUUGGAAAACUUGUUGUUGGGCAAGGAAGAAAAGAAGGAGCCAGUCGAAGAAGAUUCUGCUAACGUCCAGGUAAUCGAUGUGCCAAAGACGUUAUAUGGGCAAUUGUCCAAGAUCUGUGGAAAGUACCAGGAAGAAUUGAAAACAGGUGAUAGUCCUUUGAACUUUGCCCUUUUGCAAAUCAGCGAGGCGUACUUGGAGCUUGCUAAUGGUCGGUUGGUUAUGGAUCAAAAGAUCAUGGCCAGCUUAAACCAUAAAUUGGUGGAGAUAUUGAACGAGGAAUUCAUUAAGGUGACUGAAUUGCGUAAGUCGGUGUAUGCAGCCCGCCAGGAGUUCGACUUGAUUCGUGCCAAGAGUGCUGGAAGUGAAGAGGAAGAGGAGGAUGAUGAGUUGAUCAAGAAGGAAGACGAAUUGGUGAGUGCUACUGAGAACGCUGUGAUUGAGAUGAAGCAAUUGAUCCAACCCUCCAAGAGCGUCAAUUUGUUGAAAGUGUUUGUGGAAGCCCAACGUGAGUGGUUUGAAGCUUCUGCCAAGCGGUUACUGGCCUUACUGGCCAGUUUAGACAAAAUCUCCUUCAAGGACGAAGAGUAG